AUGAGUGACACUUUGAUAUUAGAUGUGAUUGGUCGAAGAGUUGAAGUUAGUGGAGAGUAUGCAACAGUGCGUUUUUCUGGCGUUAUCCCUCCCACAGCAGGGCUUUGGUUAGGAGUGGAAUGGGACAACCCUGAGAGAGGGAAGCAUGAUGGCAGCCAUGAAGGGACCGAGUAUUUUAAAUGCAGGCACCCAACUGGAGGAUCCUUUAUCCGUCCCAACAAGGUCAAUUUUGGAGUAGACUUUCUUACUGCAGUUAAGAAACGCUAUGUGUUAGCAGAUGGACUAGAGGGAAGCAGAAAAGAGCAAAUGAUCACAAUUGGAAAGAAACCUGUGGAAACUAUUGGUUUUGACUCUAUUAUAAAGCAGCAAAGUCAACUAAGCAAGUUGCAAGAAAUCUGUCUGAGGAAUUGUGCAGUGAAUUGUGCUGGUGAAAAAGGAGGGAUUGCUGAAACAUGUCCUAAUAUUAGAAACGUAGAUUUGUCAAGAAACCUGUUGUCUUCAUGGGACGAAGUGAUACGUAUUGCUGACGAGCUUAAAUACCUGGACACUCUUAAUCUCAGUGAAAAUAAACUCCAGUUUCCCUCCAGUUCACCAUGUAUGACGGGAACAUUUUCUGCACUGAAGAUUUUAGUUCUUAAUAGAACAGAGAUAACAUGGGCUGAGGUGCUGCAGUGUGCCCCUGGGUGGCCAGUCCUCGAGGAGCUAUAUCUAGAAUCGGACAAUCUUUUCAUUUCAGAAAGGCCGACUGGUGUCCUGCAGAUGGUGAAGUUACUAGACCUUUCCGAUAAUCGGUUAAUUGAUGAGAAUCAACUGUUUCUGUUAGCAUAUAUGCCCAGAUUAGAACAGUUACUCCUCUCUGGCACUGGCAUUUCAUCCAUACAUUUUCCAGAUGCUGGCAUUGGCUGCAAAACAUCAAUGUUUCCUUCCUUGCAGUACCUGGUCGUGAAUGACAGCCAGAUAUCCCAAUGGUCUUUCAUCAAUGAGCUGGACAAGCUUCCGAAGCUGCAUUCUCUAUCCUGUGUAAGGAACCCCCUGACCGAUGGGAACAGAGAUGUCGGGGCGACCCGUCAGUUCAUCAUCGCCAAAAUAGGUCAGCUGAGGAUACUGAACAAAUGUGAGAUCCUUCCGGAGGAGAGGCGCGGAGCCGAGCUUGAUUACCGGAAAGCUUUUGGAAAUGAGUGGAAAAAGGCUGGCGGACAUCAGAAUCCAGACAAAAACAGACCCAGUGAAGACUUCCUCACGGCGCAUCCUAGAUACCAGUUACUCUGUCUUAAAUAUGGUGCACCUGAAGAUGGGGAACUCAAAAUACAGAAACCAUUUAUGCUUAAGAAUCAACUACUAAAGCUGAAUAUAAAAUGUCCUAAUCAACUUGAUCAGAAAGUCACAGAGAAGCAGUUACCAGACUUCAUGACAAUUCAAAAGGUGAAAGGAUUGUUAUCACGUCUUCUAAAAGUUCCUGUGUCCGAACUCCAGUUGUCCUAUGAAAGCCCCAAAAUGCCUGGCAGAGAAAUUGAACUAGAAAAUGACCAGCAGUCAUUACAGUUUUAUUCUGUGGACAAUGGAGACUGUCUAGUGGUGCGAUGGUAA
This is a messenger RNA of Chrysochloris asiatica (Cape golden mole), 1587 nucleotides long. It is a transcript of the gene TBCE, whose product is annotated as tubulin folding cofactor E. Gene Ontology annotation, molecular function: alpha-tubulin binding. The record is from RefSeq and is a predicted model, not a curated record. The transcript is spliced from 16 exons. The coding region runs from base 1 to 1587 and encodes 528 amino acids. Gene Ontology annotation, biological process: protein folding. NCBI's taxonomy places the organism in Eukaryota, Metazoa, Chordata, Mammalia, Afrosoricida, Chrysochloridae.